Molecule: messenger RNA, 1235 nt
Organism: Amphibalanus amphitrite
Lineage: Eukaryota; Metazoa; Arthropoda; Thecostraca; Balanomorpha; Balanidae
Product: eukaryotic translation initiation factor 4E type 2-like
Exons: 7
Coding region: 401-1066 (221 amino acids)
Biological process (GO): translational initiation
Cellular component (GO): cytoplasm; eukaryotic translation initiation factor 4F complex
Molecular function (GO): translation initiation factor activity; RNA 7-methylguanosine cap binding
Source: RefSeq, a predicted model, not a curated record
GAUUGAUAACUCACAAUAACAGAAUCUGAUUCAUUGAAAUUGAAAUUAAGAAUCAAGACAUAGCUCAGUUGAAGUUGAAGUUUAAUUGAAAUGUCAAUGUAGGAAUCUUGGCAGUGUUAGCCAUAGGUCACGCCAUAUUGAUAUUCACUUGAUUCAUUUGCUUUCGUCAGUGCACGUCCACGUCAGUGCAUCAGCAUACUGACAUCGACAUGGACUGUGGCACGGCUGUGCUAGAAAACCAGAAACGUCCAAAAAAGGGGCUCUGAAGUGAAUCUGCAUCUUGACAUUCAUUAAAUCAGAGUUGCAUUAGUAAACAUUUCAUUUAUUCAUUCCACUGAAGCAGGGUUUUCCUACACUGGCUACAGCAGUGGGCUGGGUUCAUCAGGAUUAUCAACCAAAAAUGAGUGGCAAAUCUGGAAAUCAAUUUGAAGCGCUGAAAAUGAGUGACGAUAGUGGCGAGGAGGACAGAGAACUGAAAACUGGCCACAAACUGCCGCCACUGGAGAUCCCGUCACACCACCACAAGCUGGAGCACGUGCACUGUCUGUGGUUCACGCAGCGUACGCCCGGCAACAAGAACUCUGCCAGCUUCGACCAGAACCUCAAACUGGUCGGAAGGUUCGGCUCUGUGGAGCAGUUCUGGUCGAUCUACGGUCACUGCGUGCGUCCCCACGACAUGAAGGUGCACAGCGACUACCACCUGUUCAAGGAGGGCAUCAAGCCCAUGUGGGAGGACGACGCCAACAGCCGCGGCGGCAAGUGGAUCGUGCGCCUGCGGAAGGGCCUGGCGUCGCGCUGCUGGGAGAACCUCGUGCUGGCACUGCUCGGCGAGCAGUUCAUGGUCGGCGACGAGAUCUGCGGCGCCGUAGUCAGCGUGCGUCACAUGGAGGACAUCAUUUCCGUGUGGAACCGGACGGCAGCCGACUCGACGACUACGGGCCGCAUCCGGGACACGCUGAAACGGGUGCUCAACCUGCCGCUCAACACUAUCAUGGAGUACAAAACGCACACCGACAGUCUCAGAGACAACUCGAGUUUUCGGAACACGGACUUAUUCGUCAAGUAGCGGCCGUUGCCGCAGUUUGGACGGCGGCCGGUGCGACAUGCCAUCUAUUGGCGGGUGAUAGAAACUCUCCGUGCGGCUCUUCAUUGCCCUGGAUCUGUUGAUGGAACGGGGCGCUUGGUCAAUCGGUGCUCUAUGAUACAAUACAUACUUGUUUUACGCAUGCGCAGCA